AUGGAAGGACACAGAUGGCGUUCGUUGGUGGGCACGCACGCUGAGCAUUGCCAGGCGAAACACCGCAUCGUGUUCGUCAAGACGCACAAAACCAGCAGCUCUACCGUCACCACCAUGCUACAGCGCUACGGCUACAAAAACAACCUCAACUUCGCCCUACCGACCAGAAGCCACGUCUUCUCCCAGUUUGUCAAGUUUCAAGCCUCACGUGUGUUUCAGUACGAUCUCCAGGACGCCAAGGGUGGCUUGGUAUGGCCAGCUUUGGGAGGCUUCCACAUUCUAGCGAACCACGCACGAUAUAAUCGAUCUGAACAGGAUGCCCUGAUUCCUAACGCCUUUUACUUCACCGUCAUCAGAGAGCCUGCUUCGCAGUUUGAAUCCGCCUUCAACUUCUACCGCAUGGACAGGUACAUGCCUACCAUGGCAGAUAUUUUCCAAAUAGAUCCGGACUUGUUUUCAUUUUCGAGCAAUUCAAAACCCAUUGGUUUCAUGCGGAACGGACAGAUGUUUGAUCUGGGGCUGGAACAGGAUUCUCAGGAUAACAUAUCCGUUGGUGAAAAAAUCAACUCACUAAGUCAUGAAAUGGACUUGGUCAUGAUUAAAGAAUACUUUGACGAGUCUUUGAUUCUUCUCAAGAAGAUGCUGUGCUGGGAUUUUGACGACAUCACCUACGUUUCACAACUCGUCAGGAAGUCCUCCGUUCGGAAAAACCUCUCUAUUGACCUAAUGGAGAAGAUCUACAAGUGGAACCACGCUGACGUGAAACUCUACCGGCAUUUCAACAGGACCCUGUGGGAGAAAAUCCACGCGUAUGGACCCGGCUUCUGGAAUGAUUUGGAGACAUUUCGGCAAAUAAACGCUGAAGUUACCAAACAAUGUCUCACCAAUGCGACCAUGAACUUUGCCCGGUUACACAAGACAAGUCAAUACACGCUUCCACAGAAUGCUAGUGAGAAGUGUCGAGAUUACUUCAGAUUGGAUCAAAGAUGGGUGCCCAUGCUAAGAGAUUACAUGGCUAGCAAGAGUAGUACUUUCAUGAAUAAUGAAAGCUCUUCGGCGACACCUUUUGGUUAAAAAAAAACAAUAGGACUUAACAACAUAAAUGAAUGAACACAACCUGCAUAUUAAAACUUCAUAUGCAAAAUAGACGCGCGUGCGCAUCGAUCGAGAAAAAGGGACGCGUUCAAGACCGACCGACAGACUGACA
Molecule: messenger RNA, 1207 nt
Organism: Patiria miniata (bat star)
Lineage: Eukaryota; Metazoa; Echinodermata; Asteroidea; Valvatida; Asterinidae
Product: galactose-3-O-sulfotransferase 4-like
Exons: 2
Coding region: 1-1074 (357 amino acids)
Biological process (GO): glycolipid biosynthetic process
Cellular component (GO): membrane
Molecular function (GO): galactosylceramide sulfotransferase activity
Source: RefSeq, a predicted model, not a curated record